GAAUAUGAUUAUUCAAGGAGGAGCAAAAUCCAACAUGGUUCCAUUGUGACAUCUGUGAUCUGCCAUUGACAGGAAAAUUACAUGCUGAAUCUCAUUAUAUGGGAAAAAAUCAUCAAAAGGCGGUCAGAGGACAUAAGGCUCCAGCUGGUAAAGGAUACUACAAUAAUGAAGGAAAAUGGAUUAGAUUGGCUUCUGUAAAAUCUUCAAGUAAUAUGGGACAAGACACUUUUGGGCUUGAUUUUAAACCAAAAUCAUUAGAACAACCUGUUCCCGAACCUCCUACCACUCCUGAUGCUUCUACUAGUACAAAAUUUGAAUGUAGCCUCUGCAAUAUCGGAACAACGUGUCAGGAGCAACUUGAUAUGCAUUACAAGGGACAGAAACAUCAGAAGAAAUUGAAGCAAUUGGGUAUGAUGACGACUCUUCCACAAGGUUCUAGUAAUAAAACAGCUUCUGCAGUGGAGUCUAAACCUUUGGAUAAUAUUAAUUUAUCAGUACACCGAACUCCUUCUGGAGACUUUUAUUGCCAGAACUGUAAUCUUUCCCUGAAUUCAGAACCGCAAUUCAUUCUGCACAUAAAAAGCAAGGGACACCUAAAAAAAAUCUUCCAUAAACAGUAGCCAUUUGAAAUUUAUUUAUUUUAGGUUAUGAACAUUAAAGAUUUUUUUUAUCACAAGCAUUUAUUGAAUAUAAUACAUCAAAUAUGAAACUAUUAGAGGGUUUACACAAGGAUCAGUUAAAAGACAGCAAAUAUUUAUGAAAAUAGUUCAAAAGCACGCGAGUCCUAUUCGAGACGUUUUGAGGGUAAACAACAACUAAAAGGUUGCGGACAGAACCAUCAGCGAGUUAAAAUAUGUGUUGAAGUGUAAAUACUUUGGAUACUAUGAGUUAUCUUCCAACCUUUCUCAGAUUUAUCAUGUUUCCGAAUCCAAAAAGAAAUGACGAUUUGAGUUCUUCCUUGAAUGGUUAUGUUCAACACUCUUCAUUUUAAAAAUUAAAUUUGAAUGUUAGUUUGUUUUUUGCUCGGUGUAUAAACAUGCAUAGUUCGAGUUCGCAUAACGUGGAAAUAUCUGAAUGAUUUUUGUGUUUACAUUAAUUGAUAGUUCCUUAUAAUCUAAUUUUAUCACUUUGUAACCUUUUAGGAGAUUCAUAAACCAUUUGUACUUUAUAUCAAAAGAAUUAUAUUCAGUAAAUGUUUUUAAACUAGUCUGAAGUAUUAUAUUUAUAUAGUGGAUUUGUUAAUACUAACUAAUAGACUUACUGUUUAAAAAGUUCAAUAAAUCUUUUGAAUGAU
This is a messenger RNA of Leptinotarsa decemlineata (Colorado potato beetle), 1294 nucleotides long. Its product is annotated as zinc finger matrin-type protein 4. Lineage: Eukaryota; Metazoa; Arthropoda; Insecta; Coleoptera; Chrysomelidae. Gene Ontology annotation, molecular function: nucleic acid binding; zinc ion binding. The record is from RefSeq and is a predicted model, not a curated record.